Molecule: messenger RNA, 588 nt
Organism: Spodoptera littoralis (African cotton leafworm)
Lineage: Eukaryota; Metazoa; Arthropoda; Insecta; Lepidoptera; Noctuidae
Source: the annotation of a GenBank genome assembly
AUGUCCAGAUAUUAUUAUUUUAUUUCAUUGUGCAUUAUUUUGGCAUGCGCAGUGUCUAUAACUGCAGAAGAUGACGAUAGAAAUGAGGAGGAAGACGACCGAGAAGCCCGGUGCUUCCAAUUCACUUGGCUAGGUCCCAGAUGGAAUAACAACAGUGUGUUUCUGAACGCUACGUGCCAGGACGCGACAAGGCUGUCUGAGGGGGUGCCUUGCGCUGAACCGCUCGUUGUCUCGUAUGACGGAUCAUGGCCAGACGUGCAUUAUAUUUGGAGGAACCACAGGGGAAAUGCUUCUUGCGUUCUAGCAAAUAACGACGUUUGUGUACAGUACACGCAUUAUUUCGAUGGAGUCGUUGACAAUUCGACGUACAUGUGUACAAGAGCUGUGGAUACGAACGGACAAGCAAUAACGAGAGGCUGUUACGAACAGAGAAAUGGCAGUUUUGUCACCCGAGCUUGCUUCUGCCGAUCCAUACCUGGAGGUGUACCUUGUAAUAAUGCUUUCCUUUCAAAUAUAAGCACAUUAUUCGUCUUCCUCCUGGCUAUACUUAUAAUAUUUAAAUCAAAUUUCAUUAAUAAACAUGUAUGA